Lotus japonicus is the source of this 1708-nucleotide messenger RNA. Its product is annotated as dof zinc finger protein DOF5.6. NCBI's taxonomy places the organism in Eukaryota, Viridiplantae, Streptophyta, Magnoliopsida, Fabales, Fabaceae. The transcript is spliced from 2 exons. Gene Ontology annotation, biological process: regulation of DNA-templated transcription. Gene Ontology annotation, molecular function: DNA binding; DNA-binding transcription factor activity. Bases 260 to 1291 code for a protein of 343 amino acids. The record is from RefSeq and is a predicted model, not a curated record.
CACUGUCCCGUCCCAUGUAGCAACCACUCACACAAACACAUGUCCACUACUCUUCUCAUUCAUUCCCAACUUCUCCUCUCACUUAACACCUCAUUUUAUCACAUUCUUCUAACACUUCCUCUUCUUUCUCCCUGCAAAUGCAUUUCACAAACUGUAAGUAGUUAGUGGCACUUUAGUUUAUCAAACUACAUUGAUUGCUUGAUCAGAAUUGAAGAAAACAAGUUCUAGCUAUAGGUUCAUUGCUGAGCUUUGCUUUUGAAUGGGUUUGUCUUCUCUUCACGUUUGCAUGGACACAGCAGAGCAUUGGUUACAGGGCACAAUUCACGAUGAGUCUGGAAUGGAUUCUUCCUCACCUUCGGGUGACAUGCUUACAUGCUCAAGGCCCAUGAUGGAGAGGAGGCUGAGACCCCCACUUGACCAAGCUCUCAAGUGCCCAAGGUGUGACUCUGCCCACACCAAGUUCUGCUACUACAACAACUACAGCCUCUCUCAGCCCAGGUACUUCUGCAAGACUUGCAGAAGGUAUUGGACCAAGGGAGGAACUCUCAGAAACAUCCCCGUCGGCGGAGGAUGCAGAAAGAACAAGAAAGUUUCAAACAAGAAAUCCAAUGACCCUCAUUUGUCUAACAAUAAUCAAAACCAAUCCCAACCAGGAGUACCCUCCUACCAUCAUCACAACCCUAAAGAUCUUCAACUCUCUUUCCCAGCUGAUGUGCAAUUUUCCCACCUGAGUAACUUGCUUGGGGCUAAUGCUGGAGCAUUAGGAAACCCUAAUUUCAUGGAGAGCAAGUAUGGAAACAUUGGCAUGCUUGAUAACCCUAGGCCUAUUGAUUUCAUGGAGAGUAAGUUGGAAGGCAUAAUUGGGAGUAGUGGUUCUAGGAAUUUUGAUUUUUUUGGAAAUAGUCAUCAUGAUAUGGGCAUGGCUGUUGGGCUGGGAGAUCAUCAUAUGAGUGGUACUCAAAAUGGGAUGCCACCAAAUUUUCAUGGUCUUUGCUCUCCUUCAUUUGGUGGCAUGUCCUUUGAUGGGGUUGGCAGCCACAAUAACAACAAUGGAGCUUACUUAAUGGACUCUUGCCAGAGGCUUAUGCUGCCCUAUGAUCAUGCCAAUGAUCAGGAUCAUAAUGAGGCUUCAAUUGAUGUGAAGCCAAACCCUAGACUAUUAUCCCUUGAAUGGCAAGACCAGGGUUGCUCUGAUGCUGGAAAAGAAUCAUAUGGGUAUCUCAACGGUCCAGGAUCAUGGACUGGUGGCAUGAUGAACGGCUAUGGAUCCUCCACAAACCCUUUGAUCUAAAAGGCAAACCUCUCAGCUUGGUUAAUUUGAUCAAUUAAUCAACCUAAUCAAUUCACCAUCUAAUUAUAUAAUAUAAUUAUAUUAUAUAUACAUAAAAGCCUUUUUAUGUGAGGGUUCCUUGUAGUUUCCUAUGUAGUCCUUGUGGUCCUAGUACUAUUACUUAACCAAGAGAGUGUGAAUGAGAAGCUUCAGAGUCCAAAUCUACUGCCUUGGUGCUUUACCUUUUUGGUUUUUUUAUAUGCUGUGUCUUGGUGUGCGACACGUCAUGAAAGCUUUAGGAUUUAUGUAUGAUCGACAAUGUAUGAUGAUGUAACAUCGAGGAAGAUAUGGUAGUUUCUUUUUCCAGUUAAAGAAAAUAUGCAGUAGUACUAUAUUAUCUUUAUAGUGGAACACUUUGUCUCUAUGCUUGUGGGGCUA